Molecule: messenger RNA, 2195 nt
Organism: Hevea brasiliensis (rubber tree)
Lineage: Eukaryota; Viridiplantae; Streptophyta; Magnoliopsida; Malpighiales; Euphorbiaceae
Product: F-box protein At4g02760
Exons: 14
Coding region: 1-1749 (582 amino acids)
Biological process (GO): SCF-dependent proteasomal ubiquitin-dependent protein catabolic process
Cellular component (GO): SCF ubiquitin ligase complex
Molecular function (GO): protein binding
Source: RefSeq, a predicted model, not a curated record
AUGCGUAACAUAAAAGCGCCAUGUAGUCGCAUACACGUGUCAGAAAAUCCCUCGUCCGUACGCCACCUGUCUCAAAACUCCCAUGUCUCUUCUGGUUCUCUCUCACAUCCACAUCCACCCGUUUUGUGGAUACCCUCCUCCGCACCUGACACCUCUACCUCCAUGGCCAAGCGCCCUUGUCCGUUCUCAUCCAUAUCCUUCUCCUCAGUAACCACCACCACCAACGCCACCACCACUACAAGCUCUAGUAGGCAACCGAACAUGAGCCACCAAGUGGAUAAUCUCCUCCAAACAUUUCUGGACCUAGCAGACUCACCUGCUCUCUUUAUUGACCUCUCCUUCGAGCGUCUCCUCGAUUCCUUCCCUUGCGACGCCGAUCAGUCCCUCCUCAUCGAUCGUGCCCUCAAAUUGGGCUCUAUACUUCUCGAAGCUGGGAAACGCUCCGCUAGAAAACGCUCUUCCAAGCACAAUUCGCUGACCUGGGCUCUACCUCCCGAUAUCACCAUCAAGGUAUUUUCUAUGCUUGAUACACAAAGUUUAUGCUAUGCUGCAGCAACUUGUUCAAUGUUCAACAAAUGUGCCAUGGAUCCCUUGUGUUAUGCCAAUAUUGACUUGACAACAGUAGUCCCUAAAGUCAAUAAUGCAGUGGUGUCCACAAUGAUCCAACGUGCUGGAAAAUCCCUUCAGUCCCUUAAGCUUGGUAUAGUUCCAGGUCCAACUGUGUAUCCUGGACCUUGUCAACCAUUAGUUUCUAGCAUCAGGAAUUCUGUUGACGCAUCUAACUUUUCAUGGAAUGACAAAAAGUCCAGACAAGGCAAAGAAUCUUCCAUUCUCACUAGAUCCUGCCUAAACCCUUUGAGCGGGGAUAGUGGUGCUGCAGGAACACUUUUGAGGAGGUUGCAACUUUACAAUAUUGAAAGAAUGGAUAACACUUCACUUUGUGGAGCAUUGUCAGCCUGUCCAUCUCUCCUUGACCUGGAAAUUGUUGGCCUACACGUUGAGUUGAGGCAAACAUUGGUGUCCGUGAGCAUGAAUUGUCCCUUGAUAGAGCGUUUGUUUUUUGAGUCUUCGAAAACAGGAAGAGAUGAGAGUCUGAAAUCGCCAACCUGUGUGGAUCUAGUAAAUAAUUGCCCAAAAUUAACCUCACUGGCUCUCAGAGGGUUUAAGCUGCAUGAUUGUAAAGUUCGCAUACUUGUGAAGGGAUUUCGCAAACUAAGUUAUGUUGAUUUUUCAACAUCGUAUUCAAUCACUGGAAAUUUUUUGAGGAACCUGGGAGGUAGCACCGGCGGGAAUCUUCUGGAAGUUCUGAUUUUACGAGAUUGCAUGCAUCUCAAAGAGGUUGAAGUUGCUCGUCUAUUGAUGGCAGUUAUUGCGGGAGACUUUAAGUUUCUUCGACAUCUUGAUGUAUCCAACAGGGAAGGUUUAGCUUCUGAAGGUGACUGGUACCAGAGAUGUUACAGUUCGAGUAUCAUACCUAUAAAGCAGGUAUUAGAAGCAAGGCCUGAUAUCUGUUUGCUGGCCGAGUUUCCACCAGAGGGAAGUUUUAUUGACAUAGAACAAAUGAUUGACAGCGAGCUAAAUAGUGAAGUCAGCCUGCCAUCACAAUUGAGCAGUCCCACAUCAGAUGGUUCGUCGUUCAUGAGUACAUCAGAAAGCAGCUAUAAUAGUGACCAGAGUAGUGGCAAUGAGGAGAGUAGAGAGAAUCGUUAUGAGGAAAGUUCGGAUGAGGUCUAUUUUCUGGUUGUCUAGUUGAAACUUUGAAGUAGCAGAAUCAAUGGGCAGCAAUGGAUUGGGGAUGGGGCUUUUGUUUAGGCUAGCUGAAAGUGAACCAUGGUUGAUGUAUCGACUUGUGGACAUUUUUCAUGCAUGCCAUCUCCUCUAUCUCGGCUAUAGUUGAUGCCUGUGGAUUCCUGAAGCUGUUGCUAUUCUCAGGAUUUGCUAAUUCAGUUGAGGGCCUUGACUUUGUCUGAUGAAAUGACUGUAAAAAGGCCUAUGAUGAUUUUUGCCCCCUUACCCUAAAUUCUCCUUUUAUUUUGAUUUCCAUCUAAUUUUUGUUCUUAGGGGUGAAGCUAUCUCCAGUUUAAUUUUUUGGGUCCAGGAAAUGGGAUGAUUGAAUAUUUUGUUAAUCAUCCAUUACAACUUUGGCUGACAUGCAGGCAAAAUUAAUCAUAUGUAAGGAAAUAUUGAUGUGCCUA